Messenger RNA from Lycium ferocissimum, 2928 nucleotides. RefSeq lists its product as uncharacterized. The transcript is spliced from 6 exons. NCBI's taxonomy places the organism in Eukaryota, Viridiplantae, Streptophyta, Magnoliopsida, Solanales, Solanaceae. The record is from RefSeq and is a predicted model, not a curated record. The coding region runs from base 1 to 1017 and encodes 338 amino acids.
AUGGAGGCAAGUCGAGGAAGUAGCCAAAACAACUAUCCCGAAACAUUUGUUGCUGUUUUUCAGUCAAGUAUUGCACUCAAUGGUAACACCUUGCGGUUUGGCAUUCGAGAAUUUGCUUUGGUUACUGGGUUGAAAUGUUACGAAGAUGAUAACACUAUGUAUGAUGAGCCAGAAGUCAACAGGUUACUGAAAGAGUAUUUUACCGGAGAUGGAAAAAAAUCAGUAAUGAGGGAGAGUUUGCUUGAUCGCUUCAAGCAAAAGGGUUGGAAAUCAGAUGAGGAUGCGCUCAAAAUGGCCAUACUAGUAUUCGUCCACCAUUUCCUUUUCUCUGGUGCUAAUAAGCAUAGCAUAUUAAAAAAAGAUUUUGAUAUAGUUGAAAGUGGUCAGUAUCAGAGGUAUGUAUGGGGCAUAAAAGUAUUUGAAGACAUGUCCAGAACAAUGAGGGAUAAACUGCGUGCCAAGUUGACAAUGUACAGGCUCGGGGGUUUGCCACUUGCAUUCCAAGUAUGGCUUUAUGAGUGUUGCUCCACGGUUGACAAAACUCUAGCAUCUCGUGUUGGCAAUAGUGUGCAACGCAUUCUUAACUGGCAAGUUGAAGAAGCUCCGACGUUUGUGGACCUAACUAGUGGGAAACUCAUGACUAGUAUUUACCAGUUGGAGUACCAGAACCUUACCCCUAGCAGUGAAGAGAUAUCAAGGCUGAAUCUUGCGGCAUUUUUUAAAGAUGUCAAUUUUGAUCUUCCAUUGGAAGAAGAUGUGCCUACCUUUGACAAUAAUCAUUCUAACGUUGCAUCCCCAGUUCAUCCACAGAAGCAACAGCCUCGUCCGAGAUGCAAUAGUUUUGCAAGCCCUGAUAGUUUGAAGGCUGAAAUUAGUGAGUUGAGGGUUGACGUCAGAGAGCUUACCAAAAAAGUUGUGGUACUCAACGAUUAUAUGGUUUCUUCCUUUGAAAAACUCUUCAACUUGUUUGAUUCCAAGGCAAAAAAAGAAAAAAGAGGAUGGCGUUCCUGUUUCUAAGAAACGUCAAAGUGUUGAUGAUGAUGAUACAUAUGACCACGACGGGUAUCAACAUUUCGAUGAUCAUGACUUUGCCGCGAAUGUUCCUGAAGGAAAUAUGUCUGCUGAGGAAACUAAGUCUCGUGUCAAGGAAAAUGAGGGAGUUACUGGUGGUGAGGCAAAUGAGGGAGUUACUGGUGGUGAAGCAAACGAGGGAGUUACUGGUGGUUUUUCUAGGGCAGAGGAAACACCUGUUGUGAAUGAGUGAAACAUAGGUCAUGUCAAUGAACUCACUGAUGAAGUUUUGGCCAAGUUAAACAUGUCCCAAAUUGUGCUUCAUAGGCAACAUGCCAAUAAAGAAGACAUGACACCCGAAGAAUUGGCUCGGAAAAAGUUUCCACCAAAAUGUGUUUCUUCUCCAUUUGUGAUAGAUUUUGGUUCUGAUAUAAGUGGCACAUCAAAGUCAGCGCCCAAGUGCAUUUUUGAGGAGAAGUAUCCUUUUGUGAACAACAUUGAUAAGUUUGAUCCCUAUUCACCUGAGGGUAGAGCAUUUGCUGAGUUUGUUGAUGAUGGGAUGAUUUCAACACAAAGGUAGCUUCAUUGUUUUAAGAUUUUUCUUUUCUUUUUACAAUGAUCCGUAUGUGUUGAUUAUUUUUCAUUUUCAUGAUUUUAAAGCGCCAAAGAUAUUUAUCCCGAGGAAAAAACAAUCUGCCCGUGCCUUUUUUUGGAUCAAUUUAUGUGAGGAAGAGGGAUUGGUUCCACACAAUUUCAUACAGUGGUCAACUUUUAUCUGAUGAGGUAUGUGAUUUUCUUAUAAUUUUCAAUGUUUCUGCUGCUGCGGGUAGUUCAGGGUGGAGUUUAGUUGCUGUUUAGCAAGUUCUAAAGUUUCUCUGGGUUGAUUCACUAAUGAUUGUUACUUUACUUCUACUUUCCGGUCUCAGCACAUUGAUGUCAUAUUUUACUAUUUGAGAAAAAAGGGUAAAUAUGAUCUUACUGUUGCUAUGCGGUUCAUGACAACUGACUGGUUUUUAGGUGGGAAGAUUGCUGAGUUCUAUGAAAAGUAUGUCAAGGCUAACCAUGACGCUGCUAUUAUUCCUGAAGUUAAUGAGAUAUCUCAGUAUAUUCAAGGUUUUUACUGUGACGCAAAUGUACCAUAGGACACAGUUGACCGUGUGUUAAUUCCGUUUCAUGUCAAGCGUGGAAAAAAAGAUACAGGUCAUUGGGUCUUGGGUGUGCUUACGUUCAAGGAUAGGUGCAUUCACGUAUAUGACUCUAACCGUGGUGCUUUGAAUGAUUCUUUUGUUACAAAAGCACUGUUGCCUUUUGCAUUCAUGAUACCUCAAUUCUUGACGAGUACUGGAUUCUAUGGCAAGAGGAGCGACAUUGAUUUCAAAAGUGAUACAUAUGCUGAUAAAGCACUAUCUGACCCGUUGUUGGUCAAUUUGGUCACUGGCCUGCCACAUCAGUUCAAUGCGGAUUGUGGCGCUUUUAUUGCUGCCUUUGCUAAGCAUUUCAUCAUGGGGAAAAAAAUAGACAAGAAGAAUUUUGACAUCGACACAUAUCGCGCAAGAAUUGGAUCCCAGUUGUGGCAAUAUGGAUUGAAGAAACAACAGCUUGGUGUCAUGAGCGAUGAUGAGGUCAAGGGCAGGAGCGACAAGAAGAAGAGGAAGAAGAAGAGGGGGCGGCCAAAAAAGCCGAGGAACGUAGUUAAUUUGUAGUUUCAGUGUACUUAUUAGGAGUGUUUGAUGUUCUGUUUUGUUUUGAUGUUCUGUUUUGUUAAAGUACAUCUUUUGAUGAAUCACAGUACCUUUUUGCUAUUCGCAAAAGCAAAAAACUACUGACUAGUCAGUUUGUUAUGGAUUUUUGGUGUAAUUGACUCUUGUAAAAAUCUGAAAGCAUGGACCAAUUAUGGAAUUAUGGCUUUGUAUUUGA